Messenger RNA from Symbiodinium natans, 1614 nucleotides. The record is from the annotation of a GenBank genome assembly. Lineage: Eukaryota; Dinophyceae; Suessiales; Symbiodiniaceae.
AUGCCUGGCAAAGGCGGCAAAGGUGGGAGGAAAAUUUGGCCGAGCGGGCCGAGCAGGCGCGACGCAUCAGCAGAUGCAGUUGGCCAGUGGGUGGAUACACCUGCCAACUCCAUCGGCAUUUUCUUGGGCGACGUGCAGUACUUUGUCGAGGACGUACUCAUGCUGCCCCUGGCCCACGGCAUCCGCUACCUGCUGACGCUGGCUCUGGAUCCAGCCGUGGAAAGCGACACAAUCCUGAAUGGAAGUCAGGCGCUAUUGCAGUCCCUGGACUCAACUGCUACAGGGUUUCUGGAUCGCCUGCAACCAUGCCCUGCAGAGAAGCCGGUGGUGUUUGUGGCAAGAUCUGAGUCGGAGGCCGAGCAUUCUGCCAUGAUGAGCCUCUUCCAGAAUCUUCAGACUCUAAGGUUUCAUGUCCGGUGCAAUAUCGAAGUCUUCGCCUUCGCCGGACCUGAGCCAGGGAGCAAGUGGCCCUACGUGUUUUCAUGGGUCAUUCCGGCAUUCGUUCGACAUCUUGAGGCGGCGCAGGGCGGGACGCCAUCAUGGUUCCUGCCAGCAGAUCAGUACAUCCGAAAUGCACACACUCCACUGCCGCCACCUGCCUUGUCUUGCUUCUGCCCAGUCCGAAGUGUCAGGGUCCUGCCUGUCUUUGAACGCAGCGGGGAUGUCUACAUCUUCCUCGCCAAGCCUCCGGCCAGCCAUGGACACGGUAUCUGGACCACGGUUGGCGGAGGCGUCAAAUGUGGGCAGGAUGGGGACCGAGACGUGCAGGGUGCCUGCCAACGAGAGUGGGCUGAGGAGCUGCUGGUGUGGCCUUCGCCACGUGCCUGGGAGGCUGGCGUGGAGGCGUUGCAGUGGGUGGCUUGGAAGGCCAACUCCCCAUCAUGGGAGAAUUGGAACAACUGCAAAGUACCGGGGUCAAAUGAGCGUGACGACGGGUGGAGCUCGACCGCUUGGCAGUUUGUGUUGGCCUCGUCGGCCUUCUUCACGGAAACCACUGCUCAAGGCAGUUGCUGCAAAGUCGUUCCAGAUGCUUGCAGCGUGGUCCGGAAGGGCGAGAACCUCGUCAGACAUCACGUUGAAGGCCUGCCGUAUGUGGAACUAGAAUCUGGAGCUUGGUUCCGCCUGGAUCUGUCAACAGGCAGCUUGUAUGCUCCAUUUCCUGGUGCAGAGGUGCGGGGCGACCUUCACGAGGUCCUACAGUCUCUGAAGCUGCGCCAGCAGCUCACAGAGAGGCUGCCUGAGUGGGGGCCGUUUGAGAGAGGCCUUCCGCUGCAAUGCUCGCAUCUGGUAUGCGUUAGCCCCGAGGGUGUGCGCAACAAGUUGGAGAUUUUCAGGGCGAACUUCGACAGCCUUGGUCUAACUGCGCAAGACAGCACGGCCCGGCUGAUCCGGUGCGUCAGCAGUGGACUCGAGAGCGACGCGCACCAUCAGUUCUAUGCUGAAGAAGUGCAGGCACUGUUAGAGUGCCGAGCUGAUCCAACCGCGACGGAGGGGCUGUCAAGCCGCGCAGACUCUGUGUUGGAUGCCGUUCUGCAGAAUCGCAACUUGCGAUCAUCAGUUGCCGAGCGGACUGCCAAGGCCCUACGUAGCGUGCUAGGUCGUCACAAAAUCUAG